AUGUCGUCAUUUGGAAGCAGCUCCACGACGCUUAUAGGGAGUGGCUCGCCUCCACGGAGACGGCCGAUUUCGCCGCCGUGGGUCGACGAGCCGCCCGACUGGUACUCGCCGACUGGAGACUCUGACUACUACAGCACCAGUGCCGAUACCUCGACUUCUAACAUCAACGGCCCGUUCCCGGGCAGCAGCGAGACAUCGAUGCCACCGGGGGGGGUACACCCCGUCUCGGCGGACCAACCGCUCGACUCUGCGCACGGCGUCGGCGCCGUUGAGCACCCUCUCGGGCGACGGUUCAGGCCCGGUGCCUCGGUCUUCGGGGAGGUCUCCAAGCUCGUACGAUGUCCGGACCUCACGGGGAUCAUCCGGGUCCUCCUCCCCGCGGGCACGUUCAUCGCGAGCCAUUCUGCGCCAAGGGGCAGCACCGCGACGUGGUGCCGACAGACGGCGCGGUGGUCGGGGCGACCGCCUUCCAACAUACGCGGCAGCAGUCUCCUCAAACGCUUCGAUCGGCCGCGCGAGGAACAGAUGGAUCCCGACCUCAGUCACGCCGCCGCCUACGUACACAGCAUCGGCAACCCGAGGCUCCCAGGCGUCCCCGUCUACACAGUCUUCCAGGGCGAGAUCUCGGGCCCGGACCCAGAGGUCGUCCCUCCCAACAUUGACAACACUGUACUCACGUGCAGCGGCGAGAUUAUCAGGCGCUACUCGACGGCGUCGGGCAUCCCGACCACAGCAACAGCGGCAGCGGAUGACCUCGAGGGCCUCCCAGCGGAGCAGCUCGCCCGAGUCCCCAGUGCGCGACGAGUUCGGCAUCGUAGUCCCGCGGGCAUACCGGCAAGCGAUGCAACCCGUGGGGCCACGGCCCAAUUUCCAAGCCGCCGUCCAGGUCGCGCGGCGCAUCGACGCGGCUCGGGCGCGGGAACGGCCCGCUCGGGCUCGAUACGUGAUGCCGGACCGCGGCUUUUCGGGCCUCGAGCGCGGCCGGGCGCUGCGCCAUCACGCCGACGGGUCCGACUCAGCAUCCCGAGCCCGUGGGGAGUCGAUCCGCGGAUGUUCGCGCGCGCGAGGUCGCGUUCGCAGCCCCUUCGGGACCCCGACGGAGUUCUUGGAUCCGAGUCUUCCGAUACGCCAUCCCUCCCCUCCUCUGGCCCCCAGUCCUGUUCUUCGUCUGGUUCCAUCUCCAGCUAG
Molecule: messenger RNA, 1188 nt
Organism: Neoarthrinium moseri
Lineage: Eukaryota; Fungi; Ascomycota; Sordariomycetes; Amphisphaeriales; Apiosporaceae
Exons: 3
Coding region: 1-1188 (395 amino acids)
Source: RefSeq, a predicted model, not a curated record